This is a messenger RNA of Vanessa atalanta (red admiral), 726 nucleotides long. RefSeq lists its product as uncharacterized. The record is from RefSeq and is a predicted model, not a curated record. The transcript has 4 exons. NCBI's taxonomy places the organism in Eukaryota, Metazoa, Arthropoda, Insecta, Lepidoptera, Nymphalidae. The coding region runs from base 1 to 726 and encodes 241 amino acids.
AUGGAUAUAGUGUUAUGGGGUGCUUCUGCAAAAUGGUUUGAAGAUGAAUAUUUAAUGCCAAUUCCUAUUUUCGAUGAACUGUUAAGUUUACUAUCAAUACACUUAUCAAAACAAGAUACUAAUAUGAGGAAAAGUAUCGGGGCAUGUGAAAGAUUAGCAGUAACACUACAAUAUCUCGCUUCUGAAACAAGUUAUAAACGCCUUCAGAAUAAGUACAGAAUUUCGAAAAAAACGUUGGUUAAAUUAAUAAAAGAAACAUGUGGAAUUGUAUGGAAAGUGCAAGCACCUAAAGAAAUGGCAGCCCCGAACAAAGAAUCGUGGAAAAGAAUCGCAGAACGAUUUAAAGACAACGCGAAUUUCCCACAUUGCUUGGGAGCACUAGACGGCAAACACAUUCGAAUUCAGUGCCCUCGGAAUUCCGGCUCUCUAUACUUUAAUUAUAAAAAGUACAACUCAAUCGUUUUAUUGGCUUUGGUGGAUUCGAAUUGUUUAUUUACUGUGAUUGACGUAGGUUCUUAUGGCCGUGAAAAUGAUUCUACCAUUUUUCAAUCUUCAAUUCUAGGCCAGAAGCUAAAUAAAGAAGCCCUUGAUUUGCCGGAAGAAGAAGAACUAGUAUUUGACGGACCCAAAAUGCCAUAUGUGAUUGUAGUUGAUGAGGCCUUUGCGCGCCCGCUGCGCGCUCGUCGCGAGAGCGCGGCGGGCCCGCUGCUAGUCGCGGCCGGCUAG